This is a messenger RNA of Telopea speciosissima, 1624 nucleotides long. Its product is annotated as integrin-linked protein kinase 1-like. Gene Ontology annotation, molecular function: ATP binding; protein binding; protein kinase activity. Gene Ontology annotation, biological process: protein phosphorylation. The record is from RefSeq and is a predicted model, not a curated record. The transcript is spliced from 13 exons. NCBI's taxonomy places the organism in Eukaryota, Viridiplantae, Streptophyta, Magnoliopsida, Proteales, Proteaceae. Bases 68 to 1486 code for a protein of 472 amino acids.
AAUAUGUAACGUCUUUUACGGAGACCUCUACCGUGUAUUGGGGAGAUAUAGGGUGUUGAGAAAAAAAAUGGACGUAGCUGCUCAUUUGAAACGAGGACUUUCGCGGCAGUUCUCGACAGGAUCGAUGAGGUUGAGUGGGAGACUCAGCUUCUCGAGGCAGUCUUCGUUAGAUCCAAGACGGAAUACGUUUCGUUUCAGUUUUGGGAGGCAAUCAUCGCUUGAUCCUAACCGUAGGACCUCUGUUCAUGAAGGACUUACAGUGCCGGAGAAUCUUGAUUCAACGAUGCAGUUGCUGUUCAUGUCUUCCAACGGAGAUGUGAAGGGAGUGGAAGAAUUACUUAAUGAGGGUGUCGAUGUGAAUAGCAUUGAUUUGGAUGGUAGAACUGCUUUGCAUAUCGCUGCUUGUGAAGGGCAUGUAGAGGUUGUCAAGCUCUUGCUAAGUCGGAAGGCUAACAUUGAUGCUCGUGACCGGUGGGGGAGUACGGCUGCUGCUGAUGCAAAGUUCUAUGGAAAUGUAGAAAUUUUCAAUAUUUUGAAAGCUCGAGGAGCCAAAGUUCCAAAAAUCAAGAAGACGCCAAUGGCUGUCUCGAAUCCUCGUGAAGUUCCAGAGUAUGAGCUUAAUCCCUUAGAACUUCAGCUUCGCAAGGGUGAUGGUAUUUCAAAGGGAACAUAUCAAGUUGCUAAAUGGAACGGGACAAAGGUUGCUGUAAAGAUACUUGACAAGGACUGUUAUUCAGACCCAGACAGCAUAAAUGCUUUCAAAGAGGAGCUCACACUGUUAGAAAAGGUCCGACAUCCUAAUGUCGUGCAGUUUGUUGGAGCUGUUACACAAAAUAUACCAAUGAUGAUUGUAUCAGAGUACCAUCCAAAAGGGGACCUGGGAAGCUAUCUUCAAAAGAAAGGACGUCUUUCUCCCUCUAAAGCUCUAAGAUUUUCUCUCGAUAUUGCUAGGGGCAUGAACUGUCUUCAUGAAUGCAAGCCUGACCCAGUUAUUCAUUGUGAUUUAAAGCCAAAAAAUAUUUUGCUGGAUAGUGGAGGGCAGUUGAAGGUUGCAGGAUUUGGUCUGGUUAAAUUAUCCAAAAUUCCACCUGACAAAGCAAAACUAGCUCAGCCAUGGGCUCAUGUUGACCGUUCAAGUCUUUAUGUGGCACCUGAGGUUUAUAAGGAUGAAAUAUUUGACAGAAGCGUUGAUGCCUUCUCUUUUGGUCUCAUUCUCUAUGAGAUGAUUGAAGGAGUGCAACCUUUCCACCCUAAUCCCCCAGAAGAAGCCUCUAUAAUGAUCUGUUUGGAAGGAAAGAGACCUCCAGUAAAGGUGAAAUCAAAAAGCUACCCUCCAGACCUCAAAGGGUUGAUUGAAGAAUGUUGGAACCCAGAACCUUUGGUAAGACCAACAUUUUCCGAGAUUAUCGUACGGCUUGACAAAAUUGUUGCAAACUGUUCCAAGCACGGAUGGUGGAAAGAAACAUUUAAGCUUCCUUGGAAAUGAGGAAGAAUCAUUGAAGCCAACAAGAAGUGGAUGAAGAACGGGAGAGGAUCUUGGUGUUGUGCUGUUAUCAUGUAUCACAUAAGGAAGGUAGUUCGGGGUUGGAACAAAAAAAAGGGAAAAUCUUACCAUAGAGAGGGG